This is a messenger RNA of Cyprinodon tularosa, 5433 nucleotides long. RefSeq names its product unconventional myosin-VI-like. The coding region runs from base 213 to 4115 and encodes 1300 amino acids. The record is from RefSeq and is a predicted model, not a curated record. NCBI's taxonomy places the organism in Eukaryota, Metazoa, Chordata, Actinopteri, Cyprinodontiformes, Cyprinodontidae. Gene Ontology annotation, biological process: inner ear auditory receptor cell differentiation; endocytosis; actin filament organization. Gene Ontology annotation, cellular component: ruffle; endocytic vesicle; actin cytoskeleton. The transcript is spliced from 36 exons. Gene Ontology annotation, molecular function: microfilament motor activity; ATP binding; actin filament binding.
UCACGGGGCUGUUUCCCAGGAUCGCUGCGGGAGUGGGAAGCUGCUGAUCGGGAAGAGAGUGGACCAACCCGCCGGCAGAGGGACGCAGUUUAACCAGGACUCCCGGCCGAAGCUGCGCUCCUCUUUCCGGGGAUUUAGAAGAUAUUUUCUGCUAUAAUUUAAAUACCAACUGCAUUCCGGGAGGUUCUGUUCAGGAGAGCCAGGGCGCCAUCAUGGAGGACGGGAAGGCGGUGUGGGCGCCUCAUCCGACGGACGGGUUCCAGCUGGGAUCCAUCGUGGACAUCGGAGCGGACAGCCUCACCAUCGAGCCCCUCAAGCAGAAGGGAAAGACGUUCUUGGCUCCCGUCAACCAGGUGUUUCCUGCCGAGGACGACGUGAACAAACAUGUGGAGGAUAACUGCUCCCUGAUGUACCUGAAUGAAGCCACUCUGCUGAACAACGUCCGGGUUCGAUACAGCAAGGACAAAAUCUAUACGUACGUCGCCAACAUCCUGAUCGCAGUCAACCCGUACUACGACAUCCCAAAGCUUUACACGGCAGAAACCAUCAAGCAGUACCAGGGCCGGUCACUGGGGACGCUGCCGCCGCACGUCUACGCCAUCGCUGAUAAGGCGUACAGAGACAUGAAGGUCCUGAAGACGAGCCAGUCCAUCAUCGUCUCAGGAGAGUCUGGAGCUGGAAAGACGGAAAACACCAAGUUUGUUCUCAGAUACUUAACGACGUCCUACGGGACCGGGCAGGACAUCGAUGAGAGGAUAGUGGAAGCAAACCCCCUGCUGGAGGCGUUUGGAAACGCUAAAACCGUCAGGAACAACAACAGCAGCCGCUUCGGGAAGUUUGUGGAGAUCCACUUCAAUGAGAAGAACGCCGUCGUCGGAGGGUUUGUGUCCCACUACCUCUUAGAGAAAUCAAGGAUUUGCAGACAAAGCUCUGAGGAGAGGAACUACCACAUCUUCUACCGCCUGUGUGCCGGAGCGCCAGAGGAGAUCCGCCAGAAGUUCCACCUCAGCUCUCCGGAUACGUUCAGGUACCUGAGCAGAGGAUGCACCCGCUUCUUCGCCACCAAAGACACGGAUCGGCAAAUCAUGCAGAACCGGAAGAGCUCAGAGCACGCAAAAUCCGGCCCGUUGAAGGACCCGUUGCUGGACGACCACGGCGACUUCAACAGGAUGUGCGUCGCCAUGAAGAAGAUCGGUCUGGGCGACACGGAGAAGCUGGAUCUGUUCCGGGUGGUGGCUGGAGUGCUGCACCUGGGGAACAUCGACUUCGAGGAGGCAGGAAGCACCUCAGGCGGCUGCAACAUCAAGAACCAAUCGGGUCAGGCGCUGGAAUACUGCGCUGAGCUGCUGGGCCUGGCGGAGGAAGACCUGAGAGUCAGCCUCACCACCAGGGUCAUGCUGACAGCAGGGGGCGCCAAAGGCACGGCCAUCAAGGUGCCGCUGAAGGUGGAGCAGGCCAACAACGCCCGGGACGCGCUGGCCAAGGCCACCUACAGCCGCCUGUUUGACCACGUGGUGACGCGGGUCAACCAGUGCUUCCCCUUCGACUCCUCGGCCAACUUCAUCGGCGUUCUGGACAUCGCCGGCUUCGAAUACUUUGAACACAACAGCUUCGAGCAGUUCUGCAUCAACUACUGCAACGAGAAGCUGCAGCAGUUCUUCAACGAGCGGAUCCUGAAGGAGGAGCAAGAGCUGUACCAGAAGGAGGGUCUGGGCGUCAACGAGGUUCACUAUGUGGACAAUCAGGACUGCAUAGACCUGGUGGAGGCCAAGGUUCUGGGCAUCCUGGACAUCCUGGACGAGGAGAACCGCCUCCCUCAGCCCAGCGACCAGCAUUUCACCGACACCGUCCACAGCAAGCACAAGAACCACUUCCGCCUCACGAUUCCCAGGAAGUCCAAGCUGGCCGUCCACCGGAACGUGAGGGACGACGAAGGAUUCAUCAUCCGCCAUUUUGCCGGAGCCGUGUGCUACGAGACGACCAAGUUUGUGGAGAAGAACAACGACGCUCUGCACAUGUCGCUGGAGAGUCUGGUCAGCGACUCCAAGGACCGCUUCAUCCGCGAGCUGUUUGAGAAUUCCACCAACAGCCGAGACGUGAAGCAGAAGGCCGGGAAGCUGGGCUUCAUCAGUGUGGGGAACAAGUUCAAGACCCAGCUGAACAUCCUCCUGGACAAGCUCCGCAGCACGGGCUCCAGCUUCAUUCGCUGCAUCAAACCCAACCUGAAGAUGGUCAGCCACCAGUUUGAAGGAGCUCAGAUCCUCUCCCAGCUCCAGUGCUCAGGAAUGGUUUCGGUUCUGGACCUGAUGCAGGGCGGCUUCCCCUCCAGAGCUCCUUUCCAUGAGCUCUACAACAUGUACCAGAAGUACAUGCCGCCCAAACUGACCCGGCUGGACCCGCGGCUCUUCUGCAAGGCCUUGUUCAAAGCUCUGGGACUCGACGAGAACGACUACAAGUUCGGCCUCACCAAAGUGUUCUUCCGUCCCGGCAAGUUUGCAGAGUUCGAUCAGAUCAUGCGGUCGGAUCCGGAACAUCUGGCUGAGCUGGUGAAGAAGGUCAACAAGUGGCUGAUCCACAGCCGCUGGAAGAAGGUCCAGUGGUGCUCUCUGUCCGUCAUCAAGCUGAAGAAUAAGAUUUUGUACCGGGCCGGCGCCUGCAUCAUGAUGCAGAAGACGGUCCGCAUGUGGCUCUGCAGGAAGAAGCACAAACCUCGAAUCGACGGCCUGGUGAAGGUCCAGAACCUGAAGAAGAGGAUGGGCCGCUUCACCGAGGUGGUGGGCGGCCUGAAGGAGGGCAAGCAGGAGAUGAGCAAACAGAUCGAGGGUCUGGAGAAAGCCGUCGACGCCCUGGUGCUGAAAAUCAAGAGCACCAUGAUGAGCCGCAUCGACAUCGACCACGAGUACCAGGCCCUGGUGAGGCGCUCCGAGAAGCUGCUGACCGACCUGCAGAACAAGAAGAAGGAGGAGGAGGAGCGAGAGCGGCUGCGCCGCAUCCAGGAGGAGAUGGAAAAGGAGCGCAGGAGAAGAGAAGAGGACGAGAAGCGCCGCAAGCAGGAGGAGGAGGACCGGCGACUGAAAGCAGAGAUGGAGGUUAAGAGGAAGCUGGAAGAGGAAGAGAGGAAGAAGAGGGAGGAAGAGGAGAGGCGGAUGCAGAUGGAGAUGGAGCUGCAGCUGGAGGCGGAGCGGCAGGAGGAGGUGGCCCGGCAGGCCGUCAUGGAGCAGGAGAGGAGGGACCGGGAGCUGGCCAUGAGGAUCGCCCAGAGCGAGUCCGAGCUCAUCCCCGAGGAGGCGCUGAACGACUCGGGUCUGCGCAGUAACGGCUCCUCCGUUCCAUCGUCCCCAGAGAGAGCAGCCGUUGGGUCCAACACAAAGCUGAAGAGCUACACCAUGGAGGAAAUGGCGAAGGAGAUGUCUGAACUUCUCGCUCGAGGUCCACAGGUUCAGGCCUCCAAAGCUGCUGCCAAUGCCAAGAAGUUCGAGCUGAGCAAAUGGAAGUACGCCGAGCUGCGGGACGCCAUCAACACAUCCUGUGACAUCGAGCUGCUGGCUGCCUGCAGGGAGGAGUUCCACCGCCGCCUCAAGGUCUACCACGCCUGGAAGUCCAAGAACAAGAAGAGGAACACGGAGACGGAGCAGCGGGCGCCGAAAUCCGUCACGGACUACGAUCUUUCAUCUCCAGAGAAGAAAGCAACAGCCCAGCACAACCUGGCCCCGCCCAUCCCAGCCCGGCAGCAUGACGUGGCGAUGAACCGGCAGCAGCGCUACUUCCGCAUCCCGUUCAUCCGACCCGGAGACCAAUACAAAGACCCGCAGAAGCCCCAGAAGAAAGGGUGGUGGUACGCACACUUCGAUGGGCCGUGGAUCGCCAGGCAGAUGGAGCUGCAUCCGGAGAAACAACCCAUCCUGCUGGUGGCAGGGAAGGACGACAUGGAGAUGUGCGAGCUGAGCCUGGAGGAGACGGGUCUGUCAAGGAAGAGGGGCGCGGAGAUCCUUCCUCGGCAGUUUGAGGAGAUCUGGGAGCGCUGCGGCGGCAUCCAGUACCUCCGGAGCGCCAUCGAGAGCCGGCAGGCGCGGCCCACCUACGCCACCGCCAUGCUGCAGAGCAUGUUGAAGUGACGGGGCCCGGGACAAAGGGACAAACGCACUAGGGGCCAAACACGGAUGGUGUCGGGCGCCCCGGGCCGCCCGGCCUGUCGGCGGUUCUUCUCUUUUUGUUCGGUUUUCGUUUUGGGGGUUUAAUCACUGCGGUUGUUUGAGUCUGAGGCCUUAAAUCUCCGCUAACAGAGUUUAAUCGCCGUAGAAACGGACUCAGAACCCCCCUCCACACCUGAAAUCAUCUCAUUCCUUUAAUCAAACAUUCCUGAUUUUUUUCCAAUGACGUCAUUCCGGCCCGCUGAUGAUCCCGCUCCGACUCCCGGGUAGGAAAGGUGAGGCGGAGCGGUACCAGUGGCUCCUUAUUGGGAUCCUGAUUGGUUCCGAUGGUGGAAUGUAACUCCAGAUGUGAUUUGAUUUGUUGAUUGAAUCCCAGUUUGAUUUAAAUCCUGGUUUUCCUGGAACUGGACCGGUUCCGUCUUUCCUUUCUAAUUAAUUCUGCAGUUUUUUGCUGGUUCGUUUCUGGGAGGACCGGUUCUGCUCUGGAUCCAGAUGAGAAGCAAUAAAACUAAAACCCAGGAACCAGAACCGGGAAUGAAACGGAGCAGAUGGUUCCGCUGAAGUUCAGACUCGGUCCAGAUCUUCAUCCUGUCCCCCUUCACUCCAGAACUUCUUUGGAGUUCUGAUGUAGGUCCACCGGGUCCAGAACUUCAAACCUAUCAUGAUGACCCAGACCCGUCCUACUGCGGACCUUCACUCAUGGUACCGCCUCCUCCCAAACAGAACCAGAACCAUGUCCCUCUCAGUUUAUCUGACCGCUCAGUUGGCGGGUCCAGUCUGGAGCUCCGGUAUCGUUCCUGUUUCAGGGUUCUGGUUUCAGGGUUCUGUCGGAUCCAUAAAGCUUUAGUUUAAGUCGAAUCUACUGCUUGUUGCUUUAGCUGCAGAACCUCCUAAUUCUGGAGAACCUCCUCGGACCGACCCGCCUUCGCUACCUGCUCAGGUAAAGUCCUCUCAGCUGCUUGUCCACCAGCUUCAGGUCCGGUUUCCCAGUAGAACUUCACGCAUGACGGGACCAACCUUUACUGGACCUUGAUUCCACAGCCAGAAGCACGCCAACGGGACCGCUCUGGGUCUUAACUUCCUCCUGGGUUCCUUCCUGGGCUGUAGAACAUCAGACUGGAGACCGAAUGGGACCAGAACCCAGACGCUCCGUCGGUUCUGUAGCAGAACCUCUGCUCUGUUUGUUUAUGUGAAAAGUUUUUGUCUCCUCUGACCUGAAGAUCUGCUUCUGUCCCGUUUCUAACUGAUCUCUAACAGAACAAUAAAAGCGUUUCCUGUUUCA